AUGGGUGUAGCACCAUCAGUUCAGAUCGUUAUAGUGGGACUUGAAGGCACGGGGAAAACAACGCUAAUGUAUCGUCUGAAAUUUGGACAAUACACAAAUUCCAUCCCCACUGUUGGCUUUAACCGUGAGAAGGUUGAACUAACAGAAGGAAGGAAUAAAGGCGUUACUUUCACAAUGUGGGAUCUCGGAGGAAAAGACAACAUGAGACCUCUUUGGAAGUCCUACCUGAGAUCGGCAGCUGGGAUUAUCUUUGUUGUUGACAGCAAUAACAGGGAUGACAUGGAAGAAGCCCGCAUGGAGUUGCUGAAACUGGUAAAAAUGCAAAAUCCUAACAACAUUCCCACAUUGGUGAUGGCCAAUAAGCAAGAUCUGCCCAAUGCUAUGUCACCUGAUGAGGUGGCUAAAUCAAUGGGAGUGAAUGAAUUGUGUGCGACUCAAUUGUGUCAGGUGUUGCCAUCGUGUGCCAUUACCGGCGAGGGUUUGACAGAAGCGAUGGACGCCAUUUUUGAGAUGAUGAGAAAAUGGAAGAAAACGAAAAGGAAGUUUAGAUAA
Molecule: messenger RNA, 552 nt
Organism: Candidula unifasciata
Lineage: Eukaryota; Metazoa; Mollusca; Gastropoda; Stylommatophora; Geomitridae
Source: the annotation of a GenBank genome assembly